AUGUCCUUAUGUUUGCCGGAUAUGCGGGAGUACAAUGGAAGGUUACGAGAAGAAAGGUGUGAUCCAGAUAGACCUAUACCUUUGGAUCAGAAGCCUAGGGAUCUAAGUCCAAGGAACGGUUCACCCACAGAAGACCACAGUCCCGUACUGAACUUAUCGAAAACUGGCGGAGGUGCAGGUAGCGGCGGAUCGUUAGGUGACGCAGAAGGGGAUGCUGAAGCUGAUCAUUCGGGUAGUGAAGGUCCUGAAGGAGCAGAUGCACCACCUUCACCAAGGUCGACGAGGUCACCGCUCGACGAACCCGACGAUGAUGACGUUUCUGAGGCUGAGGACGAGGAGGACAAAGAACAAGACAUGGACGACGGCGAUCUUCCCCUCCCCUCCGCCCCGAGCGUUGGCGACUCCCACCAACAAGCCCUAAAUUACUCCACCUUAGCCUCUGCAGUGGCCGCUACUAACGGAGGCGGUACAGCAACGGCAGGAGGCGGAGUCAUCCCAGGCGCAACGGCUGUGGCACCGCCCAUCGAACAAACGGGCGUGUCCUCCACCGAGACCCUCCUCAGGAACAUCCAGGGCCUGCUCAAGGUCGCAGCGGACAACGCGCGCCAACAGGAGCGACAGUUCAAUUACGAAAAAGGUACGAACAGCAAUGUCGUCUACUUACUGUCGUUAGCGCAGUACUAUAUGUACUUAGCGGCGACGCAAAAAUGUUAGAAAGUUCGAAAAGACGUUUUUUAUAAUGUGUAUAGAAUCGCUGAGAGUGGUUCGGCUUAAUUAGGGUGAUAGUUGGAUAUGCUCAUUAUGAUUUAAGAGGACGAGCAAUAAACCUGGACCUACGGAGCAAAUAAAUAGUUCACCUGAAAACUGUUCGAUUGGUGAUAGCAAAUCGAGGACCGAAAACCAUGGGGUUCCAAGCUACAAUUCCAAUAUCUUUAUAAAAAUGAAUUUUAAAGUUUAGAGGUUUAAAUAAUUUUUAACACGUUAUUUUUGCUGUUUUGGGAAACGCUUCAGUUGUACUUGGAACUUUGUGAAACUAUGAGCUGUGUAUUUGGAACCUUAUGGUACUUUUACGUUUGAAAUUAUUUUUUUAUUGUUGUGUAAGGCUUAUAAAAACUAAAAUUAAUUAGUAAAAUGGAUGUUUUUGGUUAAACGAAUAAUCAGUUUAAAAACAAAGAUUUUAUUACAAAAAAAAAAUCAAAAUUUUAACGAACAAAAAAUGGAAUUUAUUUUUUAAAUCGAGGAUAUCGUACCAAACUGUUCUUAUUUCUUUUUAAAUAUUUUUGAAAAACUGUUUUGAGGUGAAUGUAACGUAAUUCUGUCAGUGACCUUACUCAACCCUCAGAACCUGUACUGUUCAGCAUGUUUUCUGUCAGUCUUGUUCUCGAUUUUUUUACACCAAUGGUAGCUUUUCCAAGAAGAUACUCCCUUAGACCGAGGUAUAUUGUUCGUGCUGUAGCUCCCCAUCUAUUUUCAGUGGAGAGUCUCUCCAAACCAAAGAUAUGUCGAUAGUACCAGAUGUUAUCUGAAAUUAGUCUUUACACUGCUAUUGAUUUAAGUUUUUAAUCUGCUGCCAAUAUCACUCUGAACAACAGCAGGUGGCACAUGCAGACGCUUUGCACGAGAAUAUACAAAUUUUUUCUGCUAGUUAACAUUGUUCAGAUCAUGGGUCAUAAUGUAAUAUCAACUGUCAUUCAAUAGCUAAACGAUUAGUCAUAAAACCCUACGAUAGCGACGUACUUAAGAUAGUUAAUUAAAAAGGCAUUGAAAUCGAAACACUCAAAAAUUACUUUUGUAUAGAAACAAAGCCGGUGCUGCGGCAAUUGUAAGUAAUAAACUAAUUCACAAUCGCAUUGAUAGUGUGUGGUCUUGACAGAAGCCCUUUUAUAUUCGCCAGCGUUCGAUAUUUAUUACUUUUAUUCGCAAUGAAUAGCUACAUAUGUUAUUUCAAUUGAAUUUGCGUUCAACGUACUGUACAUAAUCUCCUAUAUUUUUAUUUUCGAACGCGAACAUAUACUGCCUGCCAAAAAAUGUAACACCUACGGGUUAUUAAGUUUUAGUUAUCGUUUGAAUCGGCAUUACUGCAAGCAAUAGUAGAUGAAGUGAAGAAAAAAAGCAUGUAUUGAGGCAACGCAUUUUUCAGAAAUUCAAAUACUUCAAUCAGCUAGCAGGAGAUUGAAAAUAAUAGUACAGGGUAGCACAUUUGUUAUCCUGAGCACAUACUGGGUAAUCACGAUACUGGAUUGUCCCAUUAUAGGUGUCACAUUAUUUUGGAUAUCAGUAUAUGUUCACUUGUAUAUUUUUUAGUAGAAGUGCUUUAACUCGAUCGUUGAGAAAUGGAUUUAUUGUAUAUAUUGCGUGAACUAAUGAAGUUUUACUGGACAUUUAUUAUUUGUUAUCGCUAAAGCGACAAACAAUACGGUUCGAACAUCCUAUAAGAAAUCGGCAGUGUCGAGUGUUAGUAUUUCAUGAACGGGUCUACUCAGCACAUGUAAUAUUUCUGCUUUCUAAUUAGAUUACUGAAACAUCAUUUUUCUUCCGAUAAAGAAGCUUCCUAAUUUUGACAUUAAAAUAAAGAACUUUCCUCAACCAUUUAGCAGAUAACGAUACCAAAGUUUGACAGGGGUAGGUAUAGUCCUCUGUUCAUGAAUAUAGCACAUAAUAUGGAAGUGACUAUCAUAGAGAAUGUUCAACAUGCACGUUGCGUACAACAUUUCAUCAAAUACAAUUGGUCCUUGGUCGUUACUCAUUUUUCCUAUGGGGUCGCCAUACGUACGUUUGAAGUUGUGGUUAAUCGAAAAAAUGCAUUUUUUAAAAAAGUUUGUUAUGAUUUAAAGUCAUCACACGUAACCAAAGGUUUGCACAAUUUCCAAUUUGGUGAACACCAAAAGUAUAUAAACCUUUAAUGGCACUUGUUAUCCCGAAUAAACUGUGUGCAUAGUUGGUAGCUAUGGACCUCUUAGGCUGAGGUUCUUUGUAUUUCGGUUUCGGAUGCAAUGGUUAUUUGGGCGCCACCUAGUUUUCAAAAACUAGGAAAUGGAAUUAAUAACAAGUAUCACUGUUGGGAUUCUGGCGUAAAAAAAUGUAUCAACUCACACAGACAUUUAUUGAACAAAAAAAAAAUAAAUAAAACAAUUAAGGAAAAGUCCUGGAGGACCGGCUAACGAGAAUAAAUUUAUGUAUUACCGCCCUAGCUUACCCAAAAGGACUAAAAUUAGAAAAAAUGGAAUGAAAGGCAAAGCGAUCCAAGGAAAAUUGUCGAAUUCUGUCAUGAUUCGUGUCAACUAAGACGUGCAUUAAUCACUUAAAGACACUUUGUAGUCAAAAACUUUGAUACUGAUCUCCGUGUAUAACGUUAUAUAGGUGUAUUUUAUACGAUUGGAUGCGUUAGGUAGGCUGAAUAUCCUGGCACAUAUACUGUAGGUAGAUAUUGAAGUAUUGUGGUAAGUGUAAGACAUAAAGCUACACGGUAUACAUAUUUUGUAAUAUAUGAAUAUAUCCUCUGUUCUGUGCACAUAUCGAAAACGAUAAACAAUUUUAUCUUUAUAAGAUAUUUAUGGAUACGGAUGAAUCACCUGGCGCGUAUAGCAUCUCACAAACAAGAUAAUCUUCAAUAUCGUUUUACACAAAAUAGACAAAAAUGUAAAUGUUCCAUAUACACUGACAUCAUUCAGCUUAACUAUGAAACGGCUCCCGUUAUUUGAUACGUGCUUGCUACGAUUAGACUUUUGGGCCCUUUUGGAAUUACAAAUGCUUGGUUUUCAAUGCGCAAAGCUAAGAACAGGAUACGAAAGCGCCAUAGUUUUUGUGACGUUGUCGUUCGACUUUUAUCGAGAUAAUUUGGUGUUUAUCAAAUAACGCUUGCAGCAUACGGCUGGGUUGUUAUGUGAUAUUAUUCUUUACUUAACGCUUAGGUGGUUUUUCCAUAUCCAAUAUCUUAAUUUAUUUUGUACAUAAAAACGACUGUCUAUACAUACACAUUGAAACCAGAUGACAAGAAUUAGUGGUUAAUAUCAGCAAGUAUGGCGCACAUAUGAUCCAAAAUGAACUAAAAAUGGUGUUAAUUACAUUCAGUGAUGGAAUUUUUAGUAUUCUGUCAGUAACGGUUGAUUUUUAGAACAUUAGAAUGUGCCAUUUUUCGAAGUGUUGUUAGAUUAGAUGUUUAUUUAAUCUUGACUUAGUUAAUUUAACUUGAAUAUUUAUAAUAUAAAUAAUUCACGAAGAUUUUGAUAUAUUAAGUGACACUAUUUAUUCUAGUUUGAAUUUUCAGAAGAUUAUAUGUAUAGGAUGAUCCAGCAAAAAUAACAGAAACAGGCAUGUUUACUCUUCGCCCAGCAAAUUCUAAUCUGCUUAAAUUUAAAUAACUUUUCUUACUAGUAUCAGAGUAACUGCGACAAAGCUUCCACUUUUUCAGGCCUCAUUGAAUUAUUUGACCUAUCUGCAAAUUCAAACUAUCAGAAGCAUACUUGUACAGUACACGGACAAACCAAUAUAUCAAAAUUUUCGAUGCACCCAAAUAUGCAGUUCAGAUAUUCUACGAUAAUGUCGAAUAAUGAACUGAAGAAUAUUAGAAUUAGUUAAGACUAUGUGUGAUGUACAUGUUAACAAUUCAAAAUUGAAAAUAAACGAAAUUAUUACUUA
This is a messenger RNA of Acanthoscelides obtectus, 4638 nucleotides long. Lineage: Eukaryota; Metazoa; Arthropoda; Insecta; Coleoptera; Chrysomelidae. The record is from the annotation of a GenBank genome assembly.